This is a messenger RNA of Pipistrellus nathusii (Nathusius's pipistrelle), 2406 nucleotides long. The record is from the annotation of a GenBank genome assembly. Lineage: Eukaryota; Metazoa; Chordata; Mammalia; Chiroptera; Vespertilionidae.
AUGGCGGCGCUGGCGGAGGAGCAGACGGAGGUGGCGGUCAAGUUAGAGGCUGAGGGACCGCCGACGCUGCUACCUCCUCAGGCGGGGGACGCCGCUGGCGAGGGUGGCGGCGGCACCACCAACAACGGCCCCAAUGGUGGCGGCGGGAACGCUGCGGCGGCGUCGUCAGCCGGCGGGGAUGGUGGGACCCCCAAGCCUUCGGUGGCUGUCCCUGCCGUUGCCCCGGCGGGGGCGGCCCCGGUGCCCGCCGCUGCUCCGGAGGCCGGCGCUCCCCACGACCGGCAGACGCUGCUGGCCGUGCUGCAGUUCCUGCGGCAGAGCAACCUUCGCGAGGCCGAGGAGGCGCUGCGCCGGGAGGCCCGGCUGCUGGAGGAGGCAGCGGCGGGCUGCAGCGCGCCGGGCGAGGCGGACGGCGCGGGCGCCGAGGCGGCCAGCGCGCUUCUCAGCCGUGUCACCGCCUCGGCUCCCGGCCCUGCGGCCCCCGAGCCUCCGGGCACCGGCGCUUCGGGAGCCGCCGCCGCCGUCUCGGGCUCAGCGACGUGUCCUGCGGCUCCGGGGAAAGUUGGAAGUGUAGCUGUGGAAGACCAGCCAGAUGUCAGUGCUGUGCUGUCAGCUUACAACCAACAAGGAGACCCCACAAUGUAUGAAGAAUACUAUAGUGGACUGAAACACUUCAUUGAGUGUUCCUUGGACUGCCAUCGGGCAGAGUUAUCCCAACUCUUUUAUCCUCUGUUUGUGCACAUGUACUUAGAACUAGUCUACAAUCAACAUGAGAAUGAAGCAAAAUCAUUCUUUGAGAAGUUCCAUGGAGAUCAGGAAUGUUAUUACCAAGAUGACCUACGAGUAUUAUCUAGUCUUACCAAAAAGGAACACAUGAAAGGGAAUGAGACCAUGUUGGAUUUUCGAACAAGUAAAUUUGUUCUGCGUAUUUCCCGUGACUCGUACCAACUCUUGAAGAGGCAUCUUCAGGAGAAACAGAACAAUCAGAUAUGGAACAUAGUUCAGGAGCACCUCUACAUUGACAUCUUUGAUGGGAUGCCGCGUAGUAAGCAGCAGAUAGAUGCGAUGGUGGGAAGUUUGGCAGGAGAGGCUAAACGAGAGGCAAACAAAUCAAAGGUAUUUUUUGGUUUAUUAAAAGAGCCAGAAAUUGAAGUGCCUUUGGAUGACGAGGAUGAAGAAGGAGAAAAUGAAGAAGGAAAACCUAAAAAGAAGAAGCCUAAAAAGGAUAGUAUUGGAUCCAAAAGCAAAAAACAGGAUCCCAAUGCUCCACCUCAAAACAGAAUCCCGCUUCCUGAGUUGAAAGAUUCAGAUAAGUUAGAUAAGAUAAUGAAUAUGAAAGAAACCACCAAACGGGUGCGCCUUGGGCCAGACUGUUUACCUUCCAUUUGUUUCUAUACAUUCCUCAAUGCUUACCAGGGCCUUACUGCAGUGGAUGUCACUGAUGAUUCUAGUUUGAUUGCUGGAGGUUUUGCAGAUUCAACUGUCCGAGUGUGGUCUGUGACUCCCAAAAAGCUUCGUAGUGUCAAACAAGCAGCAGAUCUUAGCCUCAUAGACAAAGAAUCAGAUGAUGUCUUAGAAAGAAUCAUGGAUGAGAAAACAGCAAGUGAAUUAAAGAUUUUGUAUGGUCACAGUGGGCCUGUCUAUGGAGCCAGCUUCAGUCCAGAUAGGAACUACCUGCUUUCCUCUUCAGAAGAUGGAACUGUUAGAUUGUGGAGUCUUCAAACAUUUACUUGCUUAGUGGGAUAUAAAGGACACAACUAUCCAGUUUGGGACACACAGUUUUCUCCAUAUGGAUAUUAUUUUGUAUCAGGGGGCCAUGACCGAGUAGCUCGGCUCUGGGCCACAGACCACUAUCAGCCUUUAAGGAUAUUUGCUGGCCAUCUUGCUGAUGUAAAUUGUACCAGAUUCCACCCAAAUUCUAAUUAUGUUGCUACGGGCUCUGCAGACAGAACUGUGCGGCUCUGGGAUGUUUUGAAUGGAAACUGUGUAAGGAUCUUCACUGGACACAAGGGACCAAUUCAUUCCUUGACAUUUUCUCCCAAUGGGAGAUUCCUGGCUACAGGAGCAACAGAUGGCAGAGUACUCCUUUGGGAUAUUGGACAUGGUUUGAUGGUUGGAGAAUUAAAAGGCCACACCGAUACAGUCUGUUCUCUUAGGUUUAGUAGAGAUGGUGAAAUUUUGGCAUCAGGUUCAAUGGAUAAUACAGUCCGGUUAUGGGAUGCUGUCAAAGCAUUUGAAGAUUUAGAGACUGAUGACUUUACUACAGCCACUGGGCAUAUAACUUUACCUGAGAAUUCACAGGAAUUACUGUUGGGAACAUAUAUGACCAAAUCAACACCAGUUGUACAUCUCCAUUUUACUCGAAGGAACUUGGUUCUAGCUGCAGGAGCUUAUAGUCCGCAAUAG